AUGGCUCGUAACAAGCCCGAAGGCGUCCGAGGUCGAUCCCCCGGCCCAGCAGCUGAUCGACGCGAGUCGAGCCUUAGCGAGCUCAGCAUCCACGAUCACGACGCUGACGAUGCGAUGCAGAAUAACGCUCCAGCCAGGACAAGCAAGCGACGCAAGCGUUCGGAGCUCUCGCCUUCAUCGAAGGCCACCCACAGCAUCAUCGAAAAGGAGCGCCGCGAGGCCAUGAACGAGAAAUUCUCCGAACUCGCCGCCAACAUUCCGGAGCUCGUCGAAGCCAUCGCAGCCGGUAAGCGUCCCACCAAAGGCGAAAUUGUCAAGGCGAGUAUUGCAAGGCAUCAAGAUCAGGAGCGACGCGUUGGCGAACUGAUGCACGAGCUGCAGAUGCUUCGAGCCGGUAGAGAUGCCACCACUUCCUCCUCGAGCAGCUUCCCUCGUCUCGAGACCCCAAGCCCCGUGACCACGAUAGUGCACGAGCAAAUCAUGCCCCCGACCCAGGCGCUCUCCUUACCCUACCAGAUCCAGGCCUCCCACCCCGUCGGACUGCCCGGCACGGACGCCCACGGCAAUCUCUGGAUCGGUCAGCUGUUCGACAAGACGCAUCAACAGCUGUCCUUUGACGCGCCACAGCCACUGCCGAUGCUGCCGGACAUGAUGCAACAGCCAGUCUCGCCGUUCAAGCAGACUUCCAUGAUGAACUGGAAUCUUUCGUCGCUGCCUCAGCCUCUGGAUGCAUCAUCCUUUGGCAUGGGAGUUCCCGCGUCUGGCAUCCUCAAGGGAUUCAUGGACAACGGGAUGUUGGCCAACCUUGCUCGUCGCGACAGCGUUGCAAGCGGUCCUACUGCUACGUCAGGCCUCUCUUCACCUACGUUUACCUCUUCCUCGGAUAGCGAUUCGACGUUCAGCAGCGAAGCAGUGGACCCGAGCCUCGACGAGCGCAAAUUCCUUGCUGACAGCAUGUCCUUCGAGCCGUUCGCUAUGCCGACGAGCAUGCCAGAGCAGACUCCAUUGACAUCGCUCGUCGGGCUGCCGGCUACGGCUGACCUGCUGAACGCAAACAACCAGGCGCGGCGUGUCUCUGCGCAUCGUCGAGCACGAAAAGACGGCGUCAAGGAGGAAGCCGUUCAGUCUUCCUCGAGCCCUCUAACCGCUUCGCUCGCCGCGAACACGUAA
Messenger RNA from Pseudozyma hubeiensis SY62, 1170 nucleotides. RefSeq lists its product as hypothetical. The record is from RefSeq and is a predicted model, not a curated record. The transcript has a single exon. Gene Ontology annotation, molecular function: protein dimerization activity. Lineage: Eukaryota; Fungi; Basidiomycota; Ustilaginomycetes; Ustilaginales; Ustilaginaceae. The coding region runs from base 1 to 1170 and encodes 389 amino acids.